AUGGAAGUCAUUUCAACCCAGAAGUUUAUUCUACUUACUUUAGCUAUGGUGGUCUUUCUAACAUCGAAUAGUAUGUGCCUAGAUGAACUGAUGAAGUCCAGUCUGCAGAGCAGAGAAGAUGAUGAUGAUAAAUAUUACAAGAUUAAAGACAGUAUCUUGGAAGAAAAACAGAGGAGUCUGAAUUUUGAAGAAAUGAAAGACUGGGGAUCAAAAAAUAUCAUUAAAAUGAACACUCCUACAGUAAAUAAAGUGCCAAAUUCAGUUGCUAAUUUACCUCUUAGGUUUGGAAGAAACUACCCAGAAGAAAGAAGCAUUAAACCAAUUGCUAAUUUGCCUCUGAGAUUUGGAAGAGCUUUUGGAGAGAAUCUACCUAGGCAUGCUCCAAAUUUAUCACAGAGGCUUGGGAGAUCUCCACUUGUUAGAAGUUCCAUUCAAUCACUUCUAAAUUUGCCACAGAGAUUUGGGAAGUCACUGCCUGUCAGUCUGUCUCAAGGUGUCCAGGAAUCUGAACCAGGUAACAAUAAACAAAGGGACCUUGACAAGCUGGAGAAAUGGCUUGGCAGGAACCUCAUGCAGUUCAACAUGGAGAAGUGUAGAGUCCUGCACCUGGGGAUGAAAAACCUCAAGCACCAGUACAUGCUGGGGGUACAUCUGGAAAGGAGCUUUGCAGAUGAAGAGCUAGGGGUCCUGGUGGAUACCGUGUUGAACAUGAGGCAGCGAUGUGCCAUUGUCACAAAGAAUGUCGACUGUAUCCUGGACUGCAUGAGAAAGAUUGUUGACAGCACGUCAUCUCUCCUUUAA
This is a messenger RNA of Cygnus atratus (black swan), 801 nucleotides long. It is a transcript of the gene NPVF, whose product is annotated as neuropeptide VF precursor. The record is from RefSeq and is a predicted model, not a curated record. The transcript is spliced from 3 exons. Lineage: Eukaryota; Metazoa; Chordata; Aves; Anseriformes; Anatidae. Gene Ontology annotation, molecular function: signaling receptor binding. Gene Ontology annotation, biological process: negative regulation of gonadotropin secretion; neuropeptide signaling pathway. The coding region runs from base 1 to 801 and encodes 266 amino acids.